AUGGCUUUAGAUCUAAAUAUAGCAUUAGAUGAUGGAGAUGAACAUGCUGUACCUAACCUCAAUGAAGCAGUGGCUGAUCAGGAGGAUGACCAGGUUGGAGGUGAUCUCCAGGGAGGUGCCAACCAUGAGCUUCCUGGAGGUGAUUUCCAGGGAGGUGCCAACCAUGUGCUUCCUUUUGAUCUCAACUUGUAUGCAUCUGACCACCAAGGAGAAAUACAUCUAGGACACAUAAUUCAACAGGACAUCAAAUAUGGAACCAUGGAUCAAUAUAGAAUAAUCUGCAUGGCAAAAAGUAUUGUUUUUGUACAUGGUACUCACAUGAUAUUUGUUAUUGUAGACGAUGCUGAUGCCAUGGAUCAAGUUCUGCAAGUAAAUGGAGGUCACAACCAUAAUGCCUUUCCUUUUGAUCUCAACUUUGAUGCCAAUGAGGAAGACCUACAAUACCAUCUAGACAUGCAAGAGUACGGCGUGUAUGCGGGUGAUGUGGAUGUUGUUUUCGAACAAGAGGAGUUGGUUGAUUCAGAUGAGGAAGAUGAACAUCAAAACAAAAAUCUGACCAAAAUUCAAAGGCAACAGAUAUAUGCAGCAUUGACUGGAAAAACUAACAAUGGAAUCCUGAGAAAAAUGAGAAAAAAUGCUACAACUGAAGUUGCAGCAAUGUUUAAUGUGAAAAGGGCUAGAGUGCAAGCUAUUUGGCGAAGAGUGAAGCAAUGCCGUGCCCAGGGAAUACCAAUUGAUAUUUGUGCAAAGACCCGAUACCUUGCCGAAGCGAGUCAGAAGGUCAAUGAAAGCCCUUACAUCGCUCUUGGUCGUGUUCAUGAAGACCGCUGCAUCGUCUGCGUAUAA
Oryza sativa Japonica Group (Japanese rice) is the source of this 846-nucleotide messenger RNA. NCBI's taxonomy places the organism in Eukaryota, Viridiplantae, Streptophyta, Magnoliopsida, Poales, Poaceae. The record is from RefSeq and is a predicted model, not a curated record.